Molecule: messenger RNA, 489 nt
Organism: Plenodomus lingam JN3
Lineage: Eukaryota; Fungi; Ascomycota; Dothideomycetes; Pleosporales; Leptosphaeriaceae
Product: mitochondrial 54S ribosomal protein mL61
Cellular component (GO): mitochondrion
Molecular function (GO): structural constituent of ribosome
Source: RefSeq, a predicted model, not a curated record
AUGGAGUUUAAUACCAAGCUAUAUGGUGGACAUCGGGGGGCGAGAAAAUUCUGGCGCGAAAUGCUCCCGAGAAUGAAAUACCGCAACCCCACCGUCCUCAUGGAAAUCCACCGGCACACCCAGGCAGACGGCCCCUCCCUCCUACACAUCUUCACGCACACCAAACCCACCGCUACCCCGCAACAACCACAACAACAACAAGGACCGGCCGCGUCCACACCCGAGGCCCCAACCUCGGAGCCCACGUACACGCUCAACAUACGCGACCAGCAGGAAUCCGAGAUCCUCGAGACGCUGCUCAAGACGCUGCCGGGGUGCCAGGAGGUGCCGGCGACGGAGGCGGAUCAAGAGAAGAUGAAGGAGUUGGCGGAGAAGAGGGAGCGCAGUGAGAUGGAUAGGCAGUUGAUGCGGGAGACGCUGCUGAUGGAGCGCAAGGAGGCGGAGAUGUUGAAGUUGGCGAGGGGGGAGACGGAUGCUUCUUUUGCUUAG